Schistocerca nitens (vagrant locust) is the source of this 5682-nucleotide messenger RNA. RefSeq names its product microtubule-associated tumor suppressor candidate 2 homolog (gene toc). Gene Ontology annotation, molecular function: microtubule binding. Gene Ontology annotation, cellular component: cytoplasm; nucleus. The transcript is spliced from 16 exons. Lineage: Eukaryota; Metazoa; Arthropoda; Insecta; Orthoptera; Acrididae. The coding region runs from base 1 to 3684 and encodes 1227 amino acids. The record is from RefSeq and is a predicted model, not a curated record.
AUGACCGACUCGGACUUCUUCACGGAGAGCGACGCCGACGGCCACGAGGAGGCCAGGGCGCCGCCCCCGGCCGCCGCCCCCGCCGCCCUCGAGGAGCCGCCCUCAUCAUCCUCCAGCUCCGCCGCCGCCAGCUGCGGAGACCGCCGCGCACAGGUGAUCGACGGCACGCUGUACAACGAGUCGCAGCGGCUGCAGCAGCGCUGCCCCAGCUUCACGGCCUCCUCCGAGAUGGAGUCGAGCGGCGUCUUCUCCGACCUGGAGCCGCGGCGGCCGGAAGACGGCGACGCCGACGCCGACGACGCCUCCGCGGCGCACGACGCGUCGCCCAGCGGCUCCACCGGCAGCGUCUUGGAGCACAGCCAGGAGGAGGCGGCGCAGAGCCCGACGGGCAGCAACGUGACGGCGAGCACGACGGUGAUCCUGGAGGAGGCGUCGCUGGAGGAGGCGGAGCGCGCGCUCACCGAGGAGAACAACCUCAAGAACCUGUCGUCGCCGGUCAUCACGGAGCUGGCCGCGCCGCAAAUGACGACGACGACGACGACGACGCCGCCCGUGGCCGAGGCGGCGCCCCAGGACCAGCCCAAGCCGGCGGCCGGCGCCAAGCCGCGAGAGCUCAAGAAGUUCAAGAUGCCCAAGCGCAACGUCGUGUCCAAGAUCAAGGCCAUGAUCGAGGCGCCGGCGCCGCAGCCGCACGAGGACCAGGAGAACCAGCGGCCGGCGCACAAGCCCAAGAAGGGCGGCCGCUGGGACGCCGUCAUGAACAAGAUCGCGCAGGGCCAGGCGGAGCAGCGCGUGCUGAAGAGCCACCUGAAGGAGGUGAAGAGCAAGGUGUUCGCCGGGCUGGGCGCGUCGCCGGCGCCGGACAGCACGGCGGGACGCAGGAAGGCGGCCACGCCCACCUCGCCGGCGGUGGCGGCGCUGGAGCGCGCCGGCUCCGCGGACUCCACCACGCCCACCAGGACCAAGAGGCGGCCCCGCACGCGCGCCUCGCCCAUCUCGCAGACGCUGCCGCUGCCGCUGUCCGGCCACAGCUCGGUGCGCAGCUCCGUCAGUGACGUCAGCGGAGAACACGCCUCGCCGGCCACGCCCUCCUGCAAGAGCGUCUCCUCGCUACGAUCAGCGAAAAAGCGAGCAGAUACGACUCGAGCGAACAGCCCACUCAGCGAUGGGUCCCUCAACUCGUCCGCGUCACACCAGCCGGCGCGCAGGCAGAACCAGCAGUCCGCCGCAAGAGCGCGCACGCACAGCGUCAAAGGAAGUGGCGCCUCUGGUGGACGCUCCUCAAAGCAUUUGGUGGCAACGGCGCGCGUGCUCAAAGAUUCAUCUCGCAACAAUAAGCUCGUCUCUCAACGGUCCACUGAAGAGAAGAACGGGGUGCCGGACAUGAAGACGCCCGUGGCGCGCAAGCCAGCGUCGCGGCGCUCGGCGCCGGUCACCACCCCCGCCAAGCCGCAGCCUCUCAGGGAUCACAACCGCGUGGCGGGCAGCGGCGCGCCGCUCAAGGAGCCGGCCGGCAAAUUGCAGCCGCAGCUGCAAGCCGCCCCGGCCGUGCCCACGCGCGCCCAGCUGCAGCAGCUGCGCCACAGCGCCACCGGUUUCGAGGCUUUCGCCGUGCUCGUCCAGUACCUCAUCAAUGACACGGAAGAGAAACGGUGUCGGUAUGAGGAUGAGAUUUCGCGCCUGGAAUGUCUCCAUUCGGAGCGAGAAGCAGUGUUGCUGCAGGAUGGUUUGUCAAAGCUGCAGCAGGCAGAGGCAGAGCACAAACGCCAGCUCAGAGAAAGUGAGCAGCGUGCCAAAGACCUGCGCGAGCGCCUGGAGGCAGCUGAUGCAGAGACAGCCCGUUUGCAACGGCAGGUCGAGGACCUCGUCAGUAGAGACCACGAAGCCCAGUUGCAGACGGAGCAGACGCGGUGUCGGUACGAGGGUGAGAUUUCACGCCUGGAGCGUCUCCACGCAGAGCGAGAGGCAGCAUUGCUGGAGGAUGGUGUGAUGAGGCUGCGGCAGGCAGAGGCGGAGCACAAACGCCAGCUCAGUGAAAGUGAGCAGCGUGCCGCAGAGCUGCGCGUGCGCCUGGAGGCAGCCGAUGCGGAGACAGCUCACCUGCAGCAGCAGGUUGCUGGCCUUGUCAGCGGCCUUCGCCAAGACCGUGACGCCCAGUUGCAGGUCACAGCAGGAAGAUGUCAUGACCUGGAAGAGGAAGUGAGGUCAUUGAGGACAGUGCUGGAUUUGAGACAUGAAGAGCUAGCAGAGGUAAGAAGGCAGAAUGCUGAGCUAGCAAAAGAUGCUGGAGAGCUACCAGGAGCAUUACAAAGGAUAGCAACACUGCAGGCACGAGUUGAGGAUCUCCAGGAGCAACUGCAGCACAAAGUUGACUUUGAAAGGCAGCUAUCCCAAGAGAACAGGAAACUGAACGAGUCAUUUCAUCAUGUUGCUGUGCAGAAACAAAGGCUUUCACAGCAUAAUGAAGAACUGCAGUGGAAACUGAAACAGAGCACUGAAGCAGUUCAUGUGAUUACACAGGCUCUGACUUCUACACCUAUCUCACAUAACAAUCAUAAAACUAACCGAAAGCUGAUUGAUUCUUUCCAUGACUAUAGUCAAGCAUUUCCAGAAAUCAGCAAGAGCUACACUAAAUUGAGUAGGUCGCCGCUGAUGCAGCGCCGUUGUGACUUGAGCAACACACCUGUGAUGCAUCAUGAUCUCGAGCACCCUAGUCCCCCAGCAUCACCGAAAGUGAAGGCUGUUGUUGAGAAGAGUGACUCUGUGUCAUGGGUACUGGACAUGGAUGAAUCUCCUGAAGCAAAAGUGUCUCGCCUAGUGCGCCGUGCAGGCAGUUUUCGUGGCUCUUCUGGCUUAUCUCCACCAUCUACUGCCCAGUCUCAGACCCUUCCACGAAGCCGUGGUGCAUCUGGUCCUGGAAAUCGACGAUCGACAGGAAUCAGUGCCGGACGAUCGAGAACAAGGGCGUGGUCAGUGUCAUCUUCGGACAACUUUGUAUCCUGCUGGGGUUCAUCAGGAACGUGUGCUACCUCUGCUCCUGUUACAAUGCAGCGUUCAGUUUCAGGAACACCAUCACCUGUAGCACAUUCUUAUGGAGAAGAUAAUUACACAGUAUCCCCUGGAAAGACACCACUGAAGCGCUGCAGCCGUGAUCCUGACGAGUGCUCUGUUAACGGUGACGAAGACGACGACGACGACGACAUGCGCCAGCACCAUAAUGCAAAUGGAAGUGUCGCAAAGAGGUCCAACGCAGAUAGUGGUCCCUCCAGCCUCGAUGGACAGUUGUUGAGUUUGCGCACUUGUGGCAGCAGCAACAGCAGCAGUGCCAGCCCCCCUGGCAGCAAUACCUGCAGUUCCACAAGCAGCUGUUCAGAAGCAGAACACAACUACAGACACUUGAAUGGCACAAUUAUUUACCAGCAAGUGGAGACAGAGACUGCAGACAUGAGGGUUGUUCCCAUUCCCCACCUUCCUGGUAGCAGUGAUCUCUCCAUUUUGGCUGCUGCCUGUGCUGCUGCCAAACCUCUGAUGGGAGCUCCCAAGGAUGCGGCAGGAGAGGCAAUGAUCUCUGAAGAGACACUGGACAAUGAGAAUGAUGGAGAUGGGGGCGAUACAUCAUCUGAUGGUGAAGAUCCCCAGUCCUGGGAGAAUGUGGGACUGUUACCAUCAGACAAUGAGGCCUGAGGCAGAAUGUCUUGCUGGUGUAUGUGCUUACUGGAAGCUGGAGUAUUUUAGAAGUUCUGAAAUACUUGAGACUUUGAUACUCUGGCAUUUUAAGCCUUACAUUUGUGUAUGUGUUGGUUUAAACCUGAGACAAAACACGAUGGCAUUGAAUAUUGUAUAUCCGGUAUGUUGAGAGUAUGGUGCAUACAGCUCUCGGUUUUAUACACACGACUAAGACUCUUUAUUGUGCUUUUCUUAAUUUUUCUCAUUAAUAAUUUAUCAGCUUUUUUGAAAGCAUGGUGCUUACACCUCUUGAUUUUAUACAGAUGACUCAGAUUUGUUACUGGACUCCUUAAUUUUUUUCAUUGAUAAUUUGGUUAAAUCAGUACCUGAUGAAGUUAUUGUUAAUUGUAUUUAACUGGUUUUAUAGUGCUGUUUUGUGUGAUGGAAGCUUCAAAAUGUGAAAUCAUCCUGUGAUAGUUGCAGUAAUGAUCUAUAGGAUGAAUGGACCACUUUUAAUGCUUGCAUUUUCUUGUGCCUUAAUAUUUUGUUUAGGUUGUUCGAGGUUCUCAUGAGAGUUCUUCCAGCAAAACCUUAGUGCUCCCACCUUCAAUCUUGUAUAUAGAAUUCAUCAAUUGGAUUGAGAGAGCUUUCAGCUUGUUAAUAUGCAUAUUAAAUUACUUGACUUGACUUGGGGGGGAGGUCUUAACUGCACUUAAGUGUGAGGACUAAUACCAUUUCCAUUUCAUAAUAUUUUGGGGUGUGGGUGGAUCAUAAACUGCAGAACAUGGGUGGAUCAUAAACUGCAGAACAUCAUCAAGAUUAAACAGUGAUUUAUUGGAGAAUAAAACACGAGAUGCUAAAUACUGCAGCACUGGGAUUAAAAUUUGGACAUUCACUCAUCAAUUACUGAACAUCACUGAAUGUGAUGUUUCUAUCAUGCAAUACUGCAUUUUUACACAGUGCUGAACUAAUACAAGCAAAACAUGCACUGAAAUUAUCAAAGUUAUCCAUUUUAUGUUUCUUUUCUUCCAACAGCAUUUCAUUUUCCACAUAUCCCUGUUGGUGUAUCUGCUUUCUUUUUAAAUGUUUUGAUCACCAUAUAUUUUAUGCAUAAACAGUACUGCUAUUCUCAGUGUUUAAUCGUUUAGCACCAAUUGGAAGAAUUAUACAUAACUUUCGUGAUACUAACAUGAUGAUUUGUGAAGACACUGAACUUUGAGCAAAAAAUGCUGAACUAUGUGAUGAGUAAUUGAGAAAUGGGGGUAAAGUGUGACUCAAACUUGAGAACAAUUACUGUAUACUCAUCAAAUUGACAUUACCAAAGUAACAUCAUUUCCUCUUUUUUUGAGGUAAUAUUUGUAAGAGGAUGAUCUUGUGUUAUUACACAGCUAUCCUUUGGCUACAUACAUGUGAGCUAUUUGUAAAUUUACUACUGCUUGUAAUAAAGUUUAUCAGAGGCUGUUUGAUGACUGUUAGAUUUGUAUACGUCAUAGCUACAAAAUAUUAUGUAAGUAAGAGUGUUUAAUAGGCUUUGAGAGAUGUAAAUUAGUGCACAGUGGUGACAGUUCACACAAUACAUAUUAUCUAAUAAAUCUAAAACUUGAUGCUGUUAAAAUACUGAUAAUUUACAGAUAUGAUAAACCUAGAAUUAUUACUUGUGUGGAAUAUGUGCUUCGUGAACUAACUCAAGCCAGAGCUAGUUCGUACAACUGAACUGUCUCCGCAUUCUGUGUUUGUAUAUGUGAUACUUGUGGAUCAACUUUUAUAAAAUUUCUGCUGUUUUAAUUUGGUAGUUUUAUAUAAGAAAACCAUAUGCUACUUACAUUUUAUUGUGAUUUUGAGUACAAUGUGUGGCUGAUGAAAUAGUAUAUUUUGUGUGAAUUUUUUUGCUGUAUUUAUGUUGUGUUUUCAAAGCACAAUUGAUAUUGCAGUUGUUUGUAUGUACAUUGGAAUUGUAUCAUGUCUUGUUACAGAAUGUCACUAUCUUGUAAGGUAAAAAUAAAGAGUUGCUACUAU